Ciona intestinalis (vase tunicate) is the source of this 1234-nucleotide messenger RNA. Its product is annotated as electron transfer flavoprotein subunit alpha, mitochondrial. Gene Ontology annotation, molecular function: flavin adenine dinucleotide binding; electron transfer activity. NCBI's taxonomy places the organism in Eukaryota, Metazoa, Chordata, Ascidiacea, Phlebobranchia, Cionidae. Gene Ontology annotation, cellular component: mitochondrion. The record is from RefSeq and is a predicted model, not a curated record. Gene Ontology annotation, biological process: fatty acid beta-oxidation using acyl-CoA dehydrogenase.
GUCGGUCGUCAGUUCAUUAGCGGGCGUCUGCAGUUAGUUUACGUAACAUAGGCCAGUGUAAGUGUGUAUAUAAAUGGACUGUUCCAAUGCUAAAUGCCACUUCUGAAUUGCAGAAUCUACACUUUUGUUUUUAAGUUAAUUAGUUUUCAGUUGCUAAAAUGUUGUCGUUGUGUGGUAGAACGCUUUUUCCAUCAAGGUUGCUCAGCUCUUGUCAAAGACUACAAAGCACGUUGGUAGUAGCGGAGCAAUCAGAUGGUGCAUUGACUCCUAUCACACUAAACGCAGUGACUGCAGCUUGUAAAAUUGGAGGUGAUGUAUCUUGCCUUGUGGCAGGUGCUAGCUGUUCAAAGGCUGUGGAGCAGUUAAAGUCAGUUGCUGGUGUGUCAAAAAUAAUUGUUGCAGAAGAUGCUUCUUACAAAGGAUAUAUGCCAGAGAGUUUAACGCCCCUGAUUUUACAAAUUCAAAGCCAAAACAACUACAGUCACAUUUUAGCUGGUGCUAGCGCGUUUGGUAAAAACCUGCUACCCAGAGUGGCGGCAAAGCUUGAUGUGGAUCCAAUCAGUGAUAUCAUUGAUAUUAAAUCCCCGGAUACUUUUGUAAGAACUAUAUAUGCAGGUAAUGCCAUACAAACAGUGAAAACAUCUUCAAGUGUUAAAGUAGUCACAGUCCGAGGAACCUCAUUUGAAGCUGCAGCUGAAACUGGUGGAAGUUCUUCAGUUGAUGAUGCACCAAAGGUUGAAGGCAGUCCACUUUCAGCAUGGGUCAGUCAAGAGUUAAGUAAAAGUGACCGACCCGAACUUACAGCUGCCCGUAUUGUAAUAUCUGGAGGCAGAGGUAUGAAGAAUGGUGAGAACUUUGACAUGCUGUACAAGCUUGCUGAUAAAAUGAAUGCAGCAGUUGGAGCUUCACGAGCAGCUGUGGAUGCAGGGUACGUUCCAAACGAUAUGCAAGUCGGACAAACAGGAAAGAUUGUUGCACCAGAGCUGUACAUAGCUGUUGGGAUAUCAGGGGCAAUUCAACAUUUAGCUGGUAUGAAAGAUAGCAAGACCAUCGUAGCUAUCAAUAAAGACCCAGAAGCGCCAAUCUUCCAAGUAUCAGAUUAUGGACUUGUGGAGGAUUUGUUUAAAGCUAUUCCACAAAUGGAUGACUUGCUUAAGUAGUUAAUGCAUUCAACCCUACCUUAUUUCCAUUGUAAUUAAAUUUCAAGCAAUAAAUGUAUUUCUGGAUCACUUGA